AAAUUGGGCUGGCAUACGUGGCCGAAUUUAUCUUCGAUUUAUUCAUCUUCGUGCUCACGAUGUACAGGAUUUGCAAAACUAGAGGCUUGCAGCGGUUGUCCCUAGUCACCAGGGGAAAUAUCAUCGACAUUAUAUUUCACGAUAGUGCGAUGUUUUUCGGAGCGAUGACACUGACCAAUAUACCGAACAUCCUGACGUACUACUCCGGUUCAGUGAGCAUACAAAUCCCGCACCUUGUAUUUAGCUUGAGCGUUUCCUGAUGAUUGGACAAGGUUGGCCUCAGAGGCAGUCUUUGUACAUUUACUGGCUGGUGAGUGGUUGGUGCGAUACGCAUGGAUUGAUAUUAACUAUGACAUCCAGCAUUUCCGUCACUCUCAUCUCUCGGCUGAUGCUUAACCUACACCAGACUUUCGAUACUGGCAUUUUCUCCAUCCCCGCUCAGGACGACGGCCCAAGCCUCGCUGUCC
Messenger RNA from Suillus subaureus, 467 nucleotides. RefSeq lists its product as uncharacterized. The coding region runs from base 60 to 260 and encodes 66 amino acids. The transcript has 4 exons. Lineage: Eukaryota; Fungi; Basidiomycota; Agaricomycetes; Boletales; Suillaceae. The record is from RefSeq and is a predicted model, not a curated record.